This is a messenger RNA of Vicia villosa (hairy vetch), 1115 nucleotides long. RefSeq lists its product as uncharacterized. Lineage: Eukaryota; Viridiplantae; Streptophyta; Magnoliopsida; Fabales; Fabaceae. The transcript has a single exon. Bases 123 to 473 code for a protein of 116 amino acids. The record is from RefSeq and is a predicted model, not a curated record.
GCGCCUUAUGGCUCCAACAAAAACGCAUUUUAUAAUAAACGUUGUAAAAUGUUAUAAUAACAACGCAUAAAAAAAAUAGUGGUUAUUAAUCAUCACACAUGAUAGCGUGAAAAAGUUUCACCAUGAACUCUGGUUGCAUAUCGAACUGCAUCAACGAUGCACGUGACCCACGUGUUCCGGUGAGAGGUAGCUACGUGAACCUCUACAAGUGGCCGGAAUCAGAUGCUGCUUUUGUGAGGUCAGUGAGUUCCGGCAGAGAACAUCCGAAGGUGGUGGAUAGUAUCUCUUGCAGACAACUGUAUCUGAGAAGCUACACAUUUUGCAGAGAAGAUGAGAAGAAGAAAAAGGUGAAGGUGAAAGCGAAGAAACGUGUGGUUGUUAAGAAGAAAGAUAAAAAGAGUUCUUGUUCUGUUUUGUUUGGGAUUUUUCGGAGGUUCUUGUCUUGUUGUGCUAGUGUUGAUGUUUGUGGAUGAAAAUUAUGAGUUUUAAUUAAGGUUUGUUUGUUCAUGUUGUUUUGUUUUCCUAUUUAGAAUUAAGAGAAAUGAUUUGUGGGUGUUAUAUAAGUUUAAUAAAUUAAGGUUUUAUUUAAGAUAAGAAUGUGGGAAAUGUGAAUGUAAAGGCUGCAUGGGAUGAUAUUCUUCUAAUUAUUAGGUUUUUUUUUUUUUAAUCAAAAUUAUUAGGUGUUUGAUAUAUGUCAAAUGCAUUUUGAAGAGCUUGUGUAAAAGAUUUCUUGUGUUUGAGGUUGAGAUGGUCUCCAUAGAAGUUGACCAACUCCAUAGGAGUCCAUACCUAUUAGGUUUUCUUUCAUACCUUAGUAGAUCAUCCCAAAAAAUUUGAUUAUGUUCUAACACGUUAUCUCCCUCCUCAUAACUUGUUUUGAUGACUCGAACGGUGAGAGUGUAGCACUGUUAUCUCCCUCCUCAUAACUUGUUUUGAUGACUCGAACGGUGAGAGUGUAGCACUGUGUCUCAUAAAUCAUAUUUUUAAAAAUAAAAAAAACUUGAUCCAACCAUUAACAAAUAUAUAGAAUUGCUACCUUUCUAAAAAUGAUUAGAGAAAAACAAAAAAAAUUCUUAACCCUAACCCUUUAAGUUGCUCGAUUUUCUCUUCUUGAA